AUGCCAAAAUGUGCUGCCUCCAUAUCCCAGGAGGAGCCAAGUGCUAAACGCGCAAAGGAACAGUUGUUGCCCUUAUUGCCCUUGACAGAUUGUCAGACUUCAGAUAUUGUUACAGAACAGGGCAUUGACAACAAGGUCAUAGUGCUGGAGGACAAAGAAGAUGUCCCACAGGCCAGCACAUCACGCCUUCUCCGACCCCAUUAUCCAAGAUCUCGUCCAUCACACAAAGCUGAGAAUCUAUUUAUGGAUCUUGAGGCACAGCAAGAUGACAAGGACGACAAACUGGAUGAUGAGGAGGAAGAAGAAGAAGAUGCUUACAAGCAUGACCUCUCUGAAGCAAUUGCAAGGAUUGAGGUCAAUGCAAACAGCAGAGGCAGUACAUCUGCUCCCUGUCCUCCCUACAUUCUCAGAAAACGGAUGUACUUAUUCACGGUCAAUGUACCUGCAAGGCAAUAUCUUGCCAAGAAAAUGGAGAAGAAGGCCUGCAAUUUCCUUACCCCUGCUGGCUCAGGGUCAAACAGGAGCAACAACUUUAUAAUAGUGGAGUGGGCCAUGGGGGACAAGCCAUGGGACUCAGACCAAGCAAGUGAGAAUGGAUGCAGGAAUAGUUUCAAAUUAAGCAAGAUUGCUAGUGGAGGAGAGCAUUCAAAAGCAGAUGAAUGGCACAAUUUCAUAUGUGGACAUGUCAACAGGAUGAAGAUGCACCUCCUCCACCAAGCUGUCAUUAAAUUGAAAGAGAUACUGUACAAGAGCCGCAUCAAAAACCUUGCUCAUGAUGAGGAUGCACAGAGUGAUGAUUACAUUGCUCUUGAAGACAUUGACAAGCUGCAACUAUCACAUUCACUGUCAAAAUAUUUCAUGUUGGAGGCAUCACAAUCAUGGGCUGCGAUGAACUGCCAACUCACACUGAACUUUCAUUUUUCCAGCCAUACGCUCAAGUAUAUUAAUACCUAUGGUCCGGCAUAUGCCGGUGGGUGUUUCCAUAUGAGCAAGCCAUUGGUGUUCUCAGCAAGGCUAACCACAAUGGACAUGGAGGUGGUGAAGUUGAGAGGACACUCAUGGAGGAGUAUCUUAAUCCAGGAGCUGGUGGGACACAGUUUCUAG
Suillus clintonianus is the source of this 1104-nucleotide messenger RNA. RefSeq lists its product as uncharacterized. The coding region runs from base 1 to 1104 and encodes 367 amino acids. The record is from RefSeq and is a predicted model, not a curated record. NCBI's taxonomy places the organism in Eukaryota, Fungi, Basidiomycota, Agaricomycetes, Boletales, Suillaceae. The transcript is spliced from 13 exons.